AUGGAAUGCAUCUCAACCCCAAAGUACUCACUAUCAAUCAAUGGUACACUUCAUGUAUGUUUUCAAGGUGCAAGAGGACUUAGACAAGGAGAUCCAUUAUCCCCCUACCUAUUUGUAAUUGGAAUGAAGUAUCUAUCAAGGAGGCUGGAUUUUCUUAAGGAAGACAGGUUAUUUAGAUUUCAUCCCAAAUGCUCUAGAAUAAAAAUUACUCAUCUACUAUUUGCAGAUGACCUUCUAUUAUUUUGCAAAGCUGACAUGAACUCAGUUUCAAGAUUAAAUGAUUGUCUUAAGGAAUUCAGUCAAGUCUCUGGUUUGGAACCAAACUCUGCCAAAUGCUCAUUAUAUAUGAGUGGUAUUGGUGAUGAUUUGAAAGUUCAGAUAAGCUCCUAUCUCAACUUUCCAGAAUGUGUUCUCCCUAUAAGAUACUUGGGUGUUCCUCUUAUCUCAAAGAGGCUCUCAUGGCUGGACUGCUCUCCACUUAUAAACAAAAUAUCAGAACAAUUUCAAAGCUGGCAAAAUAGAAGAACUCUGUCCUAUGCUGGCAGAUUGCAAUUGAUCAAGUCAGUUAUUCUAGGAAUUCAGAUUUUCUGGACUAGCAAUUACAUAUUGCCAAUCAAAGACCUGGAGCAUGGAGGACUUAGAGUUUUUUCUGCAAAUGUAUGGAAUCAUGCUUCUGCUGCUAAACUCCUUUGGUUAAUUCAUCUCAAAAAAGACAUUCUUUGGAUCAAAUGGGUGCAUGGAAACUACCUAAGACAAAAUAAUAUUUGGCAAGUUCAAGUAAAGGAAAAUGAUUCAUGGAUGUGGAAGCAGCUACUAAGAGUGAGGGAUUUGUUGAUAGGAAAAUUUGGAAAUGUUGAUAAUCUUCUAAAUGUUGUUGCUGGAUAUUGUGUCAAUGGUUCAAUCAGUAUUUCUUCAGUGUAUAGAAAGAUAAAUCAGCAAGCUCCUCCUAUGAUGCAGCAUAAACAUAUGGAAACCUGUGAGCACCUCUAUUUUGAAUGCCAAUACUCUGCAACUGUUUGGAAUAAGAUCAUGGAUUGGCUUAGCUACAGAUGGAAAUCUUGCAAGUGGAAUCAAUUAACAACAUGGUAUAGUAAUCUAAAAGGGAUUGGUUUUAAGAAAAAAUUGAAGAGGAUGGCUUUGUCGGCUGCUGUUUAUCUAAUAUGGCAGGAGAGAAACCUCAGAAUAUUUCAGCACAAAGCUAGAGACCCUGAAAAGCUUUUUCGUGUAGUGAAGAUUACAAUUUUUGCAAAAAUUUUGAAUGAAGACAUCCCAAAUCAUGUUAGGGAUUAUAUAGAGAGUUUAUAG
Messenger RNA from Asparagus officinalis (garden asparagus), 1305 nucleotides. RefSeq lists its product as uncharacterized. The transcript has 3 exons. NCBI's taxonomy places the organism in Eukaryota, Viridiplantae, Streptophyta, Magnoliopsida, Asparagales, Asparagaceae. The record is from RefSeq and is a predicted model, not a curated record. The coding region runs from base 1 to 1305 and encodes 434 amino acids.